This is a messenger RNA of Temnothorax curvispinosus, 2972 nucleotides long. Its product is annotated as alpha-tocopherol transfer protein-like. The record is from RefSeq and is a predicted model, not a curated record. The transcript has 4 exons. Gene Ontology annotation, molecular function: phosphatidylinositol bisphosphate binding. Bases 668 to 1573 code for a protein of 301 amino acids. Gene Ontology annotation, cellular component: membrane. NCBI's taxonomy places the organism in Eukaryota, Metazoa, Arthropoda, Insecta, Hymenoptera, Formicidae.
CCUCCCUCCCUCCCUCCCUCCCUCCCUCUGUCUCUCUCUCUCCCUCUCUCCCGCUCUUCAAAUACUACAAAGCAUCAUAUUUUUGUUCAGUAAUUUUUUUACCAUUUAUAUAAGUUAUAUUAUAUCAACAUUUACAAAGGUAAACACAAAAGAGGAUUUGUAUAAUAUAAUUCGAUUGUUAAAUUAUCUCAAUAAUUAUAUUAUUUUGUGAUACACAAUUUGUAUGCAUAAUUAUUGUUAUGUAACUAACAAUAAGUUACUUGAAAGAUUAUAAUAGUUUAUUAUACGUACACAUGCAUGUUCAUCACUCCUUAAGCGUUUCAAUUGUUUGUGCCACAAGUAAGCACUACUAAUUGUAAAACCUUGUAUAACUUGACGCGCAUACAUGUGUGUUGCGAUCGUAUAAUGCUCGAAUAGAAGUUACACGUAUCGCAACGCAUAAUUUUCCGCAUGCAUACCACUCUAAUUAGAACUGAUUUAUAAUACAAAUUAAACUCGUAUAUCUGCAGUAGAAAACCGGUUCCAGCCAGCAGUGUUCGCUAAAUCUCUCAACGGUUCGCUUUACUAGCUUUGAAAAUAUCAUAUUGAAAAUUCGGAAGGAAAGAAAAAGAGAUAUUUUUCUAUUCAGAUACAAUAAAGUACAUUUUAAGCUGCAAUUCAAAUUGCAAUGUCAAUAAUGAAAAGAAUCACAUUAGAAGAAGAAAUGAAGAAGAAUCCUCAACUGAAGCUAUCCGAUAUACAAUCACUGAGAGAGUGGUGCGAGAAACAACCGCACUUGCCAAAAAUCGAGGAUAGUUUUCUCGCCUUAUUCCUUCACAGUAAUUAUUAUCAAAUGGAACCAACGAAAAACACAAUCGAAAAUUACUACACAACCAGGACGCAUUUACCAGAAUUUUUUUGCAAUCGGGAUCCGCUCGAAGAAAAGAAACUACAACAAGCCUUCAAAGUCACGGCUAUACUUUCCCUAAAUGGAAUAACAAAAGACGGUUACAAGAUUAUAUAUGGAACAUAUCUGGACCCCGAUCCUUCUAACUAUAUCUUCAAUGACAACGCGAAAUAUUCCACGAUGUUACACGACAUAUAUUUUCUGACGGAUGGUACGAACAACGGUUAUACUUAUAUUGUCGAUGCUAGUAAACUAUCAUUUGGUCAUGUCGCGCGAAUGAGUCCAUUGGGAUUGAAGAAAAUGUUGUACUACAUCCAAAAUGCGGCACCGAUGCGUCUAAAAGGAAUCCAUGUCAUAAACGCGCCAUCCGCCAUGGAAUUGUUUAUGAACACGGCGAAACCUUUCAUGAAGAAAGAGAUAAUGGACAUAAUACAUUUUCAUCCAUCGUUUAAGAGCCUUUCCGAAUAUAUUCCGGUGGACGUGCUGCCGAACGAGAUGGGGGGAAAAGCAGGCUCUGUACAUGAAUUAGCGGAAAUUCAAGUGAAGAAACUCGAAGAUUAUCGCGAAUGGUUCCUGCUAGAUGAGGUAAAUAGACGCGUUAAUGAAGCGUCGAGAAUCGGCAAAAGCAAGUCAGUGAACGAUUUGUUCGGUAUAGAGGGUAGUUUUAAAAAACUCGAUAUAGAUUAAUAUAUUAGAUAAUUUUUUUAUAUAUUUUAAUAUAGCUGAUUAUUCCAUUUUUAUUUAAUCUCUUUUGUAAUAUAUUAUUUUGUACCUUGCACUUUACGUAACGUUUUACGUAAUCGUGCAUCGUGCAUCUAUCCGAGUAAAAACAAUUAUUUAUGCGAGAAUGUCGUAAUCGCUGCAAUUUAUUAAUAAUUUAUUAGUAAUUGUUAAUAUACACGGUAUCGCAGAAUCAAUGUAUCACAAGAAUAGCAAUUACAAGAAUAGCAAUAAUAUCAAGUUUAAUUAUAAAAUUGUAUAGUAGAGACUGAAAAAGAAAUUUUAGUAAAUAAUAAUCUCCAUUUUGAUAUUUCCGAUUAAAAGUUUUUUGUUGUUAAAGAGUACGAGGUCAGAUUUUGCGAUACCUUGUAUGUCAGAGAUAUCUAUCUGGUGAUGUUGCGCGCCGGGAGCGAGCAAAAACAGAAGAUGAAUAAAAAAGCAACAAACGAUCGCUUGCUCGCCAACAUCUAAUAAAUAUCUAAAAUCUAAACGAUCUUGUGAUAAAAGUUCAAGGUAUAAACAGGUGCAAUAAAUUUUCAUUAUAUUUUAUGCAAAUAACAUAGACAAUCUAAAGGUACAAAAUCCAAUUAAUUUAUAUAUACUUUUGCGUUCUAAUAGUACUAGAAAUUUCACAUAUUAUACCUACAAUAAAAGCGAUGGAAUAUUUAUAAGAUUAGGUCGCAAAGACCAUGAGAUAUCAAGUCUUUUUUUAUUGAAACAGUUUGAGUCCUGACUAAUUGUUUAGACUAGCUUCUAAACAUUGUGAAUAAUAAAGUGAAAGAAAAAAAGAAUUUUAAAAAUAAUCACAUUAUUAUAUAUAAAUCUAUCAUAUUUGUGCAACACAUCCUAACACUGCAAGGAGAUAACAAAGUAUGUAAAAAAUAUUGUAAAAAAUUAUUUUCUUAAAAACCAAAAGGUAUUAAAUAUGAAAUAAUCGGAGUUCUAUUAUUAUUAGAAAAUAAUAAAUGUUAAACAGUAUUACCUAAAUCACUAUCAGUUUAUUGAAUUGUUAAUCCAGUUUUUAAAACAUUUAUUAUAGAAAUUUAUACUUUUAUAAAUAACUAUUUUGUAUACUUAAAUUCAUAUGCGCGCGUGCGCGCGCGCAAGCUACAAUGAAUCGGGCUUGAGUUAAUAGAAAAAUAUAAAUCUUAUAAGUAGCGAUAUCGACGAGAUAUAAAAAAUAUUUCCCGUAAAAAAAGAAAAGGUAAAAAAAAGACGUACGUGCUGACGAUAUCACAAUCGGGAAUUAUCAUGUCGUUAGGAAUUAUAUUUACGUACAUUUAUAUUGUAUCUAGAACUUGUUCAAUAAAUUGAGUGGUUGUAACGCUUUCAAUCAAUGAAUAAUAAACACAUAAUAUCAAAUAAA